Messenger RNA from Gloeophyllum trabeum ATCC 11539, 4797 nucleotides. RefSeq names its product pleiotropic drug resistance ABC transporter. Gene Ontology annotation, molecular function: ATP binding; ABC-type transporter activity; ATP hydrolysis activity. The record is from RefSeq and is a predicted model, not a curated record. The transcript is spliced from 17 exons. Gene Ontology annotation, cellular component: membrane. NCBI's taxonomy places the organism in Eukaryota, Fungi, Basidiomycota, Agaricomycetes, Gloeophyllales, Gloeophyllaceae. Bases 102 to 4565 code for a protein of 1487 amino acids. Gene Ontology annotation, biological process: transmembrane transport.
AGCCUCGCGCUGCAUCCUCUCUUUUCUACACUCAGACUUUCCGGUUUAUCUGUAUUCUACCUAGACCGCGCUGGGAUAGACCUGUUACGACCCACAUAAUAAUGGCCUCGCCAGAACCGCAGGGGCGCAGCACUCCUGCAGAGGAGACAGAAUCCCGCGACCAAUUCCCUACAUUCGCGACUGUAGAGUCCCCCCAGCCCGAACACAAGACCCCUGGCCGUCGCGGCAGCACUUACUCGCACGCCUCCCAUGUUUCUCUCGACCACUUUGACCAUGAAGGAGUGGAGGCCCUGCGGAGGACGCUGAGCCGGCAGUCACAGGCAGCAGCAGCGAACAAGGAGAUGGCGGAGAGCCUACACGCAAGCGAGGCUACCGUUGCAGGGACCGAUGAACCAUUUGACUUCGAGAAGGUCCUGAGACGCACAGUGCAAAAGCUUGCAGAGUCGGACAUCAAGAAACGAGAGUUGGGAGUUGUGUUCCAAAACCUGAAGGUGGUCGGAAUGGGAUCCACAGCUUCGUAUCAGCAGACCUUGGGAUCUUUACUCAAUCCCACGACCAUGGUCGAAUCAAUCCGGAAGCUCCGUCACCCUCCUCUCCGCGAUAUUCUGGCCGGUUUCGAGGGGGUGGUUCGCCCCGGAGAAAUGCUCCUCGUCCUCGGCCGCCCCGGCUCGGGCUGCUCGACCCUCCUUAAGACUCUCGCCAACCAGCGCGAUGAAUACUACGCCGUGCAAGGUGACGUCAUGUACGAUGCCUUCAGUCCCCAAGAUGUCGCGAAGCACUACCGCGGGGACGUGCAGUACUGUCCGGAGGACGACAUCCACUUCCCGACGCUCACCGUGGAGCAGACGAUCUCGUUCGCAGCGAAGGUGCGCACGCCACGCGCGCGUGUCGAUGGCAUCAGCCGAGAGCAGUAUGUCGCGCACGUCGUGGACGUGCUGACGACGAUUUUCGGGCUGCGGCACGUCCGGAAGACGUUGGUCGGUGAUGCGAGCAUUCGUGGUGUUAGUGGUGGCGAGAAGAAGCGGGUUAGUAUUGCCGAAGCGCUCGCGACGAACAGCCUCUUGAACUCCUGGGACAACUCCACUCGUGGGCUUGAUUCCUCUACGGCCCUUGAGUUUGUUCGCGCUCUCCGAAUCGCGACGGAUGUUUAUCGGCAGUCUACUGUCGUCUCUAUUUACCAAGCGGGUGAAUCCUUGUACGAAUUGUUCGACAAGGUGUGCGUCAUCUACGAGGGCAAAAUGGCGUACUUCGGCCCCGCCGACCGCGCGAGGCAGUACUUCAUCGACAUGGGCUACGAGCCCGCCAACAGGCAGACCACGGCGGACUUCCUCGUGGCCGUGACCGACCCGAACGGGCGCAUCCCGCGCGAUAUGCCGCACCCCAUUCCGCGCACCGCGACCGAGUUUGCGGAGCACUUCCGCAAGUCUGAACUGGCAGCGCUGAACCGCGACGAUAUCGAGGCGUACAAGGCGGAGGUGCAGAGCCAGCCCCAGCGCGCCCUGGAGUAUCGUCAGAGCGCGAAGGCGGCGCAUGCGAAGCAUACGAACCCGAAGAGCCCGUAUUUGAUCUCGGUGCCGAUGCAGACGCGCGCGUUGAUCACGCGGAGGGUACAGAUUCUGAGGGGGAAUAUGGCGGGGCAGGUGGUUAAUCUGGUGUCGUUCAUUAUUCAGGGCAUCAUCAUGGGUACCACUUUCCUCCGCGUCCCGAAUAACACCUCUGCGUAUUUCUCUCGCGGCGGUAUUUUAUUCUUCGCUCUGCUGUUCUCCGGUCUACAGUCCAUGGCGGAAAUCCCCGCUCUGUUCGCCCAGCGCCCGAUCGUCCUCCGGCAGUACAAGGCUGCCAUGUACCAUCCCUUCGUCGAGGCGUUGGCCAUGACGCUCGUGGAUAUCCCCGUCACGGUCACCACCCUUAUCGUAUUCGCUAUCAUAAUUUACUUUUUGGUCGGGCUCCAGUUAUCGGCGGCACAGUUCUUUGUUUUCUUCUUGUUUAUUUUCACUAUGACCCUGACACUUAAGGCGUGGUUCCGCGCGCUUGCGGCGUCGUUCAAGGAUCCGGCUCCUGCGCAAACCAUCGCUGGUGUGGUCUUGCUCGGUUUGGUCCUAUACACCGGCUAUAACAUCCCCAAGCCGUCUAUGAUCGGUGCUUUGCGGUGGAUCACGUAUAUCAAUCCUCUGCGGUACGGAUACGAGGCGAUUCUGACCAACGAGUUCCGAACCUUGAACGGCACGUGCGCGACUCUGGUGCCGUCAGGUCCAGGAUACGACACUGUUUCAUUGGCCAAUCAAGUAUGCACCACGGUUGGAUCCGCCCCUGGGCAGCCGUACGUCGACGGGAACCGAUAUGUCGAACUUUCCUACGGGUAUAGCUACAGUAACACUUGGAGGAAUUACGGCAUCGUCGUUGCAUUUGGUAUCGCCUUCUUGGCCGCGCUGCUCCUGGUGACCGAGUUCAAUACCGCAGCGGGCGCUGAGACCGCUGUCAUGCUCUACAAGCGUGGCACGAAAGCCCCGGUACACGAGGAAGAGGAGAACGGCAAGGGCGAUCCGGAGAAAGGCGGGGCCACGGCGACGGCUGACUCGACGCGCCCUGGGUCGCUGGCGGAGACGGAGAAGGUCAUUGCACAAGCGGCCCCGAAGAUGCAGGACGUGUUUACUUGGCAGCACUUGCAGUAUGUCGUCCCUGUUGGCGGCGGUGAUCAUCGCAAGCUUCUCGACGACGUCUCGGGAUACGUCGCCCCGGGCAAAUUGACCGCUCUCAUGGGCGAGUCGGGUGCCGGAAAGACUACGCUGUUGAACGUCCUCGCCCAGAGGACGUCUACUGGAGUCGUGACUGGUGACCGUUUUGUCAACGGGCAAGCCCUCCCUGCGGAUUUCCAGGCCCAGACCGGUUACUGUCAACAGAUGGAUACCCAUCUCGAGACGACCAGUGUGCGAGAAGCCCUCCUGUUCUCGGCUAAGCUGCGUCAGCCCCAAUCGGUCCCGUUGUCGGAAAAGAAGGCAUAUGUCGAGACCUGUUUGAAGAUGUGUGGUCUGGAGGAUCAUGCCGAUGCUAUAGUUGGUACUCUUGGCGUUGAGCAUCGCAAGAGGACUACUAUUGGUGUUGAGCUCGCGGCAAAGCCCAAACUUCUGUUGUUCCUGGACGAGCCGACAUCUGGUCUUGAUUCACAGAGCGCAUGGGCAAUCAUGCAAUUCCUCCGAAGUUUGGCAGAUAACGGCCAAGCUAUCCUGUGCACGAUUCACCAACCUUCGGCCGAACUGUUCCAGGUGUUCGACAAGCUGUUGCUCCUCCGUAAGGGUGGCCAGACCGUGUACUUCGGAGAUCUUGGCAGACAUGCAACCACCAUGAUCCACUAUUUCGAGAAGAACGGCUCCCGCAAGUGCGCUCCUAAUGAAAACCCGGCUGAGUUCAUGCUCGACGUUAUCGGUGCCGGCGCGACAGCUACUACUGACCGCGACUGGCACGACAUUUGGAUGCGAUCCGAGGAGAACCAGCGAACGACGAAGGAGAUCGAAGAAAUCCACGAAGAAGGGCGUCGCAGACCACCGGUCGAAGCCACUGUCCAUACUGAAUUUACUACGUCAUGGCUGUACCAAGUUCAGGAGCUUACUCGGCGCGACCUCUCUGCCCACUGGCGCGACCCCGUCUAUCUCAUGGCUAAGAUAAUGCUCAAUAUUCUGUCUGGACUUUUCAUCGGCUUUACGUUCUUCAAGUCGAAGGACACCAUUCAAGGAACACAGAAUAAGCUCUUCGCUAUCUUCAUGGGUACAAUCAACUCCGUUCCGCUGGCCAGUCAACUCCAAGUUCCCUUCAUCCGUACCCGGACGAUCUAUGAGAUCCGUGAGCGACCGAGCCGAAUGUAUAGCUGGACCGCCCUUGUCACAGCCAUGAUUAUCGUUGAGAUCCCAUGGAACAUCUUUGGCUCCUCGCUGUUCUUCUUGUGCUGGUACUGGACGGUUGGCUUCCCUACGAGCCGAGCUGGUUACACCUAUCUCGUAUACGCGGUCGUGUUCCCGCUGUACUAUACGACUAUCGGCCAAGCGGUUGCUGCUAUGUCGGCGACUGCAGAAAUCGCUGCCAUCCUGUUCAGUUUCCUGUUCUCGUUCGUCCUGACAUUCAAUGGUGUCAUGCAGCCGUUCCGCUUGCUGGGCUGGUGGCAGUGGAUGUACCGUGUUACCCCGUUCACUUAUCUCAUUGAAGGACUUCUCGGACAAGCCGUCGGGAGGUCCCAGGUCCGCUGCAGCGCUGUCGAGUACGUUCAGGUCAACCCUCCCUCUGGCAGCACGUGCGGGCAAUACCUCCAGAACUACAUCGCGAAUGCGGGUGGUUAUCUGACAAACCCCGACGCCACGUCGCAAUGCAACUACUGUUCCAUAAACAGCACGGAUGCAUUCCUCGAGGGCAACUUCAACAUCUUAUACUCUCGUCACUGGAGGGAUUUGGGGCUGCUCUUCGUUUAUAUCGCUUUUAAUAUUACAUGUGUCUACGUCUUCAUGUAUCUGUUCCGUAUACCUAAGAAGGGCUCGCUGGGCGGUUGGCUAAAGAAGCGCUUUGCUCGACGGGCUUGAUUUUAUUUUGCAUCUACCAUUUAUUAGACUUCCUAGAUUGCACAGACAGACCUGGAACAUUCGCUAUGUAACCGCUAAUCGCCUAACGUACUUACGGAACUCCUUGCGGCUGUAUACUAAUGAUAUGCAAAUGGACUUGCACUGCACAAUACAGAGAAUCGUCUUCCCGUAAUCACAUCCUGCCUUUCGUAUGCUUUUCUGGGACUUUAGAACCAAAUGUCUACUCAAAACU